This is a messenger RNA of Anoplopoma fimbria (sablefish), 1758 nucleotides long. RefSeq names its product P2R1A-PPP2R2A-interacting phosphatase regulator 1. The transcript is spliced from 9 exons. The coding region runs from base 757 to 1422 and encodes 221 amino acids. The record is from RefSeq and is a predicted model, not a curated record. NCBI's taxonomy places the organism in Eukaryota, Metazoa, Chordata, Actinopteri, Perciformes, Anoplopomatidae.
CCAAAAAUAGAUGGUUUAACAAAUUCUAAAUAAAAAUAGAUAAUGCAAACAAUUAUAAAUUAUGUAUUUACAAAGUGCUUUCCAGAAAGAACAAAUUCAAAAUAAAAAAAUAGACAAUGCAAACAAUUAUAAAAACUCUUAAAACUAAAUGUAAACAUGGAUGAAUAUAUUUCUGUGGACAUUGUUUAAAGCGUUAAUGUCCCGCUGCGUCCUCUCGCUGCAGCGCUGCAGUUCCCCGCUCGGCCGCUCGGCGUCGCUGUUUCCUCCGCAGACGGACUCUCCGCUCGGUCACCGACUCUAAUGUUGUGAAAACCUCUCAAAGUGUUGUUUCGCGUUUCCGGGACUCUCGCGGAGGUCUGCUCGGUGUCUGGACCAGCUGGAGGGGGGGCCGCGGGACCGAGUCUCCCUGAGGACGGGGUUCGGCGGGGUUCUGCUCUCCGGACGGGUUUUGUUGCCACUACAGACCCGCAGUUAGCUCCGCAGCUAAGCCGCAGAGGUCCCGUGGCCGCGCGGACUCCCGUGCACGGUUCCCCCGGGACCACACGUGGCGGACCGGCCCGCAGCCGCACACGGACCCGGGGCGGUUCGGGGGGACAUGUGGUAGAGACACGCCCGCUCCACGGCGUUCAACCCCGGGGAGAUCUGCUCCGUGAGGCCUGCGGGUUCGGGCUUCCAGCGGGCUCGAGUAGAGCAGCGACGCCGCCACCAGCAGGUCGCAGGCCGGCUGCCGGCGCUGCCGCCGCGGACCCGGGCGGGAUGGAGCGGAUGGAAGUGGACCAGUGCGCAGGCGCAGCUGGAGGGGCGCUGCGCAGGUCGAACAGCGCCCCCAUGAUCACCAGCGUCAGUGACGGGAUGACGGUCUUCAGUCCGGUGUCUCUGGCUCGAUACAGACGCAGCAGUGUGUCCAUCAACCCCAGCUGCCCUUCACAGCUCGUCCCCCUCUCUCCCUUCUCUCUGACCGGAGACAGAACCGAACACAAGAGGCAGGAGGAGAACAUGGAGAUGACGCUCAGAGGAAGUCUGCAGAGACUAAGUGCUUCCAGUCUGAUCCCAGUUCCUCCAGUCAGUCAGUGGCACAACCACGCGUCAGUGUGGUUCCAGUCCCAGGACAGCGGCGUCACGCCAAACUCCUCCCCGAGUCCCACCAGGAGGUUCAGACCAGCAGUCAGCGCCACCGUGAGAUGGCCGGCAUUAACUCCACUCAAGAGGAAAGGAGGGGUGGAGUCUGACGGACCCCCAAAGAAGCUUUUUGUUGCCGGGGUAACAGAUCCCGCCCACCGCAGCAGCUACACUGUCAGUGUCUCUCAGUCGGCGGCGGACUCCCCUCCUGCUGGAGGCGUCAGCCCUCAGUCCAGCCCUCUGUCUCUCUCUCCUCCCCCGUCCUUCACCCCCUUUACCUCCCACCAGCAUCCCGGACACUAGAACCCACCUCACCCCCUUUCCUCACCCAGAGUCCCCACCCUGACACUGUGGGUGCAGACCGACCACCAGCACCAACCUGGAGGAACAUCGACCCCCAUCGCACCUUAUUUCUGCUCCAAUCAUCUGCUAGCAUCGCUGUAAGUCCCGCCUCCUUCCUGCGACCACGUUGGACGGACAGAAGAAUCAUAGGAAGUUGAAGAUCAUUGUUGUGGAAAAAUAUCUGUUUUUGGAUCCUUGGAUAUUUUUUCUGCAGCCUUGAAGAAACGGACAGAAACUUUAUUGAAGUUUCUGAUCUGUCGCCACUUGUUUCUAUUGGUCGGAUGGAUAUUUAACACA